This is a messenger RNA of Salpingoeca rosetta, 1530 nucleotides long. RefSeq lists its product as uncharacterized. The record is from RefSeq and is a predicted model, not a curated record. Lineage: Eukaryota; Choanoflagellata; Craspedida; Salpingoecidae. Gene Ontology annotation, cellular component: mitochondrial outer membrane. The coding region runs from base 60 to 1187 and encodes 375 amino acids. The transcript has 7 exons. Gene Ontology annotation, molecular function: ATP hydrolysis activity; ATP binding.
CUCUGCGUUGUUGCACUCCACGGCUGGCACCAAGAAGCAAGCAAGCAAAGCAAGCGACGAUGGUGGAGAUUGACAGGACACGGCUGCUGACGAGCCUGAUGGCUGCUGGGCUGUCAUCCAUCAUGUUCUACUUGCUGAUGCGGGUGCUGUACAAGCAGAUGGACCCCUCGCACAAGCGAUCCCAGGAAGCGAAACAAGCAGCCAACAAAGCCCUCAGGCGCCUGAAAUCAAAGGUAAAGCUGAACGAACACGAAACCAUCAUUGCCGCAGAUGUGGUGGAUCCUGCAGACCUGCCAGAGACGUUUGAGGAUGUUGGCGGGCUCGAGAAAACAGUGCAGAUGCUGACCGAGGAGAUUGUACUCCCUUUCACGAGGCCGGAGCUCUUCCAGCAGGCGUCACAGCUGCUCCAGCCACCAAAAGGGCUGUUGCUCUUUGGCCCUCCCGGUUGCGGCAAGACGCUGCUUGCGCGUGCUUUGGCAAAAGAAUGCGGUUGCUGUUUCAUCAACGUGCGCCCUUCCACCUUCAUGGACAAAUGGUUUGGGGAAUCCCAGAAACUGGUUGAGGCCAUCUUCACCCUGGCGGCAAAGUUGCAGCCAAGCAUCAUCUUCAUUGAUGAAAUUGACGCAUUCCUGCGCACGCGCAGCUCCCUGGACCACGAGUCCUCCGCCGUCAUCAAGGCCCAGUUCAUGACGCUGUGGGACGGGUUUGCCUCGGAUCGCACGUCGCGUGUUGUUGUCGUUGCCGCCACCAACCGCCCGGACGAUGUUGAUCGCGCCAUCCUGCGCCGCCUCAGCCGCUCCUGCCACAUCGGUCUCCCGGAUGCUGUCCAGCGCGCGCGCAUCCUGAAGGUCAUCUUGCGCCACGAGCAGCUGUCGCGUGACGUCGACAUUGCUAAACUUGCGUCAGAGACGGAGGGGUAUUCCGGUAGCGACCUGCGCGAGCUGUGCCGCGUGGCAGCAACACGCGCCCUCCGCCACUCCAUUCGGGCAUCCGCGCGCCGCCAGCAGCAGCAGCAGCAGCAGCAGAGGGACGAGACCACAGGCAGCAAAACAGAUACGGGUGUGAGCAUGCGACCGCUUGCCAUGCGCGACUUCACUGCGGCCCGCACCACCGUCGAGUCAGCAAUGGUAGAGCGACCAAAGGCGCCAGCAGCACCAGCAGAGGGCGGGGUCGCCAGCUUGGACUAGUGCGCCGUCGUACUUGCUUGCUGCUCUUGGUCAUGUGGUGUGUGGCUGUCGCGUGUGGUGUUGGGUUCCGACUUUGUUUGGCGCGCGUGUGUGUGUGCGUGUGUGUGUUGUGUUGGUUUUCAAGCCUGUUGGUGUAGUUGAGGCGUGUACCUGUUCUGUUGUUAUGACGAAGGACAAGAAGGGUGGUGUGGCUGUGGUUGUCUUUCUUCUGUCGUGGUACUGCGUACAGUUGGUGUUUCUCUCGUGUUGUUCUUUUUGGGUUGAUUAGGAAUACAUGACGCAUUUACUCCUCAGUUGUGCCAGCACCUGCAACGUUGCUCGUUGAUACACACAGACCGACGUG